Molecule: messenger RNA, 3294 nt
Organism: Gallus gallus (chicken)
Lineage: Eukaryota; Metazoa; Chordata; Aves; Galliformes; Phasianidae
Gene: NCS1
Product: neuronal calcium sensor 1
Exons: 8
Coding region: 178-750 (190 amino acids)
Molecular function (GO): calcium sensitive guanylate cyclase activator activity; calcium ion binding
Source: RefSeq, marked validated
GGAGAGGGGCGGGAGCGGCCGCGCGGAGGCGCAGAGCGGCCCCGCAGCUCCGCAGCCCCGAAGCCCGGCAACAAAGAGCGCACCGCUCCGCUCCUCCCCGGGAUGUAGGGCCCUCCGUGCCCCGCUCCCGGCCCCGCAGCCCUCCAUGCCCCCGCGCUGAGCCCGUUCCGCAUCGCCAUGGGGAAAUCCAACAGCAAGUUGAAGCCUGAAGUUGUGGAGGAGCUGACCAGGAAAACGUACUUUACAGAGAAGGAGGUGCAGCAGUGGUACAAGGGCUUUAUCAAGGACUGCCCCAGUGGGCAGCUCGAUGCUGCCGGCUUCCAGAAGAUCUACAAGCAGUUCUUCCCCUUUGGUGACCCAACCAAAUUCGCCACCUUCGUGUUCAAUGUCUUUGAUGAGAACAAGGAUGGAAGGAUUGAGUUCUCAGAGUUCAUCCAGGCGCUGUCUGUCACCUCCCGGGGGACGCUGGAUGAGAAGCUGAGGUGGGCGUUUAAGCUGUACGAUUUGGACAACGACGGCUACAUCACGAGGAACGAGAUGCUGGACAUUGUGGAUGCCAUCUACCAGAUGGUGGGAAACACUGUGGAGCUUCCCGAGGAGGAAAACACACCGGAGAAGAGGGUGGAUCGGAUUUUUGCCAUGAUGGACAAGAACGCAGACGGGAAGCUGACGCUGCAGGAGUUCCAGGAGGGCUCCAAGGCUGACCCCUCCAUCGUGCAAGCCCUCUCCCUCUACGACGGGCUCGUAUAGUCCCAGGGCCGAGCGGCGCUUACGGGGAAGACGCUCUCUGUGCCAUCCGACCACGCAGCGAUGCUUGCCUGCCCCUCUCCGGCCCUCCUCCAUGCCCCACGAGCCAAGGAUGCAGCACAGUGCCAGCUCACGCCCCUCUGCGCUCCGAACCAUCGCCGGUGCCAUCUGCCAACUUCUGCUUUUUUUCCAACAAAAAACAAAAAUCACCCAAAAAAAAGAAAAGAAAAGAAAGACCACAGUCUGAGCGGCAGCGAACACCCAAAACUUGGGGGCUGAGGGGAUGGGGCUGAGUGGCACCGAAGGCAAAGCCCCAACAGCCCCUCUGCUCCUCAUUGCUACGCUAUGGGGUCGGACUGCGGAUGCGCCUCUCCGGGACGCAGCUGGGGAUGGAGCCCACAGGGGCUAUAGGAAUAUAUAUUAUAUUAUAUUAUUAUUAUUAUUAUUAUUAUUAAUUAUUUUGGUGAGGCAGUAUUGUGCUUUUUCUUUUUUUUCUUUUUCAUUUUUUGGUCCGUUCGGUGGAAAGAAGUGAGGCUUUUUUUUUUUUUUACACGUCUGCUGACGUCGGAUACCUUUAUUUAUUUGCUGUAACCCUUUGCUGCCGCGGUGUUUCGUCUCCCAUGUGUGUGUCCCACACCUCGCUGAUGGCAUCCGUCACAUUCACGUCCCCACACACGCCCGCGGGGCACCGGGAGCCUGCAAUAACCAAGCCAAAAACCCCCUCCACCCGCUGUGUGCCGUGUGCUGGAAGGGGCUCUGUACUUCUUUUACUUCUUUCCCUCUCCCCGCUGCUCCCUUCCUGCCCUUCCCUCUCUCCCUUUCCCCUCUCCUGCCCAACCAGGGUUGCUCAGCCCCAUCCCUCCGCUCUGUUCCAUGCCUUUCUCCAGCCUCUCUCCCCGUAGGGCAAGGCGAGGAGGCAGCCGGUGCUGGAGCACUCUCCUUUGUGUCUUUUCAUUUUCUUCCUGCAUGAAAAGUAUUCGUGGAGCCGUGGAGCCGAGCGUUGGGUUUUGCUUUCAAGCCGAUUCCCUUCUUGGUGUUUUUGGGAACGGUGGGAAGGUGCAUUUCCUCCGUUGGCGGAGCAGAGGCAGCCGUGCGGGGCGAUGGGUUGGGGCCGCCCCAUUGCUUCCCAUUGAGGAUGUGCUGGAAGCCAAUUGCUGAGCUGGUGUGCACCCACACUCCUACCCGCAGGAAGGCGAAGGGCCGGAGGAGGGCACCCACCUGCAUGGGACACCCCACGGCAUCAGAUGCCAUCGCUGCUGGUUCCAUCCACCGCUGAGGAAGGAGAGAUGUGGGAGCAGUGUGCAACGCUGUCCCGCUGCAUUCUGCCCCUGGCCCAGCAGUACCCCCAUCCCCUUCAUCCAUCCCGGGCACCGCUGAUGGUGGCAGCGGUUGGUGAUGGUCACACAGCUCUGAGCCGCAGAGAUGUGCCCAGGAGGUGACGGUUGGACACGGAGGAUGUUCUGAGGGGUGUCCCCACCACGCACAAGAUGGCAGCAGUGUCCCCGUGGGGCUGAAUCUUACACUCACUGUCACAAUGGCCUGGAGAGCUGUGGGGCUGCGGAUGCUUUCUCUGCCCUGCUGACAUUUGGGAUCCGGCACCUUUGGGAAGCCAACACCUCCUGAAGCUUUCACACGCCCUUAUAGAGACAUUUCUCCCCAUCCCCAAAGAGACAUCAUGUCCGACUGGGGUGGUUCUGCCCCAGCAGCUCAGUGCCGGGCGUCCCAGAAAGCACCACUCUCUCCUUCCCCCCAAACCCUCUUUUCUCGAUGCUUUGUGGCCAAAACACGUCUCUGUUGGGCAGAUCUUUGCAGUGCCUCAAACUCCACCACCUCCCACGUGCCGGACGGGUGCCCUCCUGGUGCCAGGCACUGCUCCGAUGGCACCACUGGGACACGAUGGGUGCCCCAUUAGAAGUAACAGCAGAAAGAUGCAGACGUUUGCUCUGGCACUUUCCCCUGGGAGGCUUUGAGUUUCUUUUUCCCUGUUGCACAUUUCUUCCCACGGGGCUCCCUGCCUCGGCUGCACCGAGAGGCCCCAUCUCCUCCAGCAGCAGCGCUGAGACCCACAGCUCCCGGUGCCAAUGGAAGUAUGGCUUAGAAGCUUCUCACGCUCGGGAACGUCGGCCUUCACCUCCUCGUGCCUCAGUUUCCCCAGCGGUGACCGCAGCGCCCUCCCACCAUUUGUCUGUCAGUGUUGCCUGAUUAAAAGCAGUGUCCGUAUUUCCUUUCCGUUCUCUGUUCACGUGCUGUCGCUGCCCUGCAGCCGCCCUUCCCUGGGUCCCUCUGUUCCUUUUGGGGUCGGGAUGCUCCCAGGGGAGGCGGUGCUGCAGGAACCCCGGGCUGAGGAGCAGCAGAGCUGCGUUCAUGGAGGUGAAGCUGUGUGUGCUCCUGUGCUGGUGUCUCAGCUUGCAUGCCCCGCUGCCUUGUCUUGAGAUGAAUCCAAGAGCAAACCAAGCAAACCGACCCGUUUGAGAGCGGGACAAACAAACAAAUAGAAACAAACCCAGGAACUUUUGUGGCGGUGGAAAUAAAAGCUUCAUGAUGGUA